AAGGUCGAGCUCAAAACCGAUAACAGUCCGACCACUCUUGUGAAUCACUGGCUUCGAGCCCCAACCCCGACGAGACGAUUCUUAGAACCAUAUAUCCAGUCACUAGAGCGUCACUCGCCCUCUCACACUGGGAUCUAGCCAUGAAUCGACCAGGAGCUGUACCGCAAACCUUAAGGGGGAUGCCGGCUGGCUUUGGCAGCCAACAACAACCACCUCAACAGCCUGGUAGAGCAGCGUCAAGUCGGUUACCAAAUGGAAAAUUAGCAAACAAUGCGCCCGGAUGGGCUUUUGGCGGAAAUGUCCCUAUGGGCGGUGCUGCUGCUAGUAAUCUCCAGAAUGCCUCAAGGCAGUUAGGGGGAAACCUCAGUUUUGCACAGAGCUUGGGCUCGCAACCAACAUCGUCGUUGGACCCGUCGGAAUUCCCCUCUCUCUCCAAUAACGUUCAGCUUUCUAGCGGCAACCCGUCCUCGUUAUGGGCCGGAAACUCGAGACCUAUGGGUAGUGCUAUCCAGCGAAAUCAGCCCACUCCUCAUUCUCAACAAACUCAGCAGGAAGAUUUCUACUCAAAUCCUCGCGUGAAUACAACCCAAGGAGCGUUUCGGUUUGGUAACCAAGCAAGUAUGUCGCAAUCAUCUCAGCCCCAACCGAGUAGCAUUGACGACUUCCCGCCGCUCAACAACAGCCUAAGAAAUGGCGAUGGAGACAUUGCCCAGGAGCGUGGGUCUACUUUGAUGUCAACGCUGGGCUUCGGCGCCCAAGGCAACUCUGGAAGUGGUUCACUACAGGGCACACGUGCGGGUAACGGCCUACUUAAUGCGCUGUCUGCGAAUUCACGGACAACAGAUGUUCGCUCACCUGAUGGGACAACGGGGUUAGAUCUUUCUCGGUCCCAGAACCUGAGAAGCAGUAAUGAUGAGGCUCGCCAGAAACCACCUGGAUUUCGCGAUGAUCCUUUGCCGUCCCAGUCUCCUAAAGAUCCCGUGCAAUCCUCUGAAGGUCGAAAUCCCCUCGGCGCCAUUGGCACAAAUGAGUCGCAGUCGAGUAAAAACAAAGAGAACGAUAACGUGCAACCACCCAUUAUCCAUGACCCUUUGGCUGGUAUGGCAGAGAUCGACAAGUGGGGUAUCAAAGGUCUGCGUACUUUAAUGCAUAACUAUCCCGACUAUGCCGCCAGUAUUGCUGGAAUGGAUCCCGCCAGUUUCGGACUUGAUCUCACUUCACCUGCAAUGAUCUCAACGCAGAUAUGGUCUCCAUUUCAGGAUACUCCGCCGCGGCCACCCAUUCCCGACUUCCGGCUUCCAGAAUGUUACGAGGUUAAGAAUGUUGCACCUCUCCGUAACAAGAUCUCCAACUUCAACGAAGAAACGUUGAUGUGGAUUUUCUACAGCUGUCCUGGCGAUUAUCAGCAGCAGCUUGCUGCCGAACAACUUUUCCAACGGCAAUGGAGAUGGCACAAGAAACUGAAGAUCUGGUUGACUAAGGAUGAGAUUAUGCACCCGCGAAUUUUGAGUGCACAGCACGAGGAAGGGUACUACAUUGUGUGGAAUACUGACGAGUGGCGCAAGGAUAGGCGGUCACUCACGCUGCACUAUGCAGAUCUCGAAACCAACCCAAGUACAGGCUUGUAGGAGGGACAUAGAACCGGAUAUAACUGACACGAUCCUCGGUGUGAAUACGCGAUUGGCGUUUGUGUAGGUGUAUGUACUAAUGGAAACGGACGGACAUGUUUUCCCCGGAAAUGGCCUUUAGGGGGGGUUAAUGGGCUAUAGCCCUAGUGUCAUGGUAGACCAGCUUUGCCUGUGGAUUUGAAUGCCGCUCAAGGAGCAGAGAGAGCAAGAAAGUCGGCUUAUUCGAGGCAAUAGCUGUUGGCUGAAAUAAUAUCAGACGCGUGCGGGACCGAUCAUGGCUAUCACACAAUGUGUUCAUUUCUGGGGUACCUAUAGAGCCCCUAAGCCUCUCUUGACUACGAUUUCCAACAUUCCUGAAACGCGAUAAAAAAAAAGUAUAGAGUGACGAUUGGAAGUCAUGAAAGAUGAGUAUUGUAUGCCGAGUCUGUUUCGUGAGAUUCAUUUUCCUUGUUAAAAUCCUGGCCGGGUAAUUAAUUACGAGGAGUGGAUGAGGUUUUGGUUCUUAAACCUCGUGGCUCUAAUAGAUGAACGCCUGAAUCGUCGUAUUAUGUAUGCACUUUAGCUAGCGAGAGCCUUCAAGCUGAAGAGAUGAAGGUGCUCACUACC
Molecule: messenger RNA, 2234 nt
Organism: Xylaria bambusicola
Lineage: Eukaryota; Fungi; Ascomycota; Sordariomycetes; Xylariales; Xylariaceae
Exons: 8
Coding region: 141-1628 (495 amino acids)
Biological process (GO): nuclear-transcribed mRNA poly(A) tail shortening; regulation of DNA-templated transcription
Cellular component (GO): CCR4-NOT core complex; P-body
Source: RefSeq, a predicted model, not a curated record